AUGCCCCUAUUCACAUCCUGCACUCUGGCUGACUUCAUUGGUCUCCUGCAGCCCAGCAGAGUCCCCAUUGAAAGUCCCCAUGCUGUCAUUUUUGGUCAUAGCGACAUCGUCAGCAGCACUGUCGCGGCUAUGCCAAGGAACAAGAAUGUCAUGAUCACUCAGCACUACAGCUACACCAUGAACUUGUCGGAUAUUUUUGUCGUUUUGGAUAUCGGCAAGACGGAAUUUGUUCAAGAGUCCUGGUUGAAGCCCAGUGCUGUGGCCGUCAACAUCGGCACUAACUACAUCCCUGGUAAGCUGGUCUAUAUUGUCGUCUCGUUGGCGAUGUCGACUUUGCCUCCGCUUCUAACGUCGCCUCGCACAUUAUCCCCGUCCCAAGAGGUGUCUGCUCCAUGA
Molecule: messenger RNA, 396 nt
Organism: Stereum hirsutum FP-91666 SS1
Lineage: Eukaryota; Fungi; Basidiomycota; Agaricomycetes; Russulales; Stereaceae
Exons: 2
Coding region: 1-396 (131 amino acids)
Biological process (GO): tetrahydrofolate interconversion
Cellular component (GO): cytosol
Molecular function (GO): methylenetetrahydrofolate dehydrogenase (NADP+) activity; methenyltetrahydrofolate cyclohydrolase activity
Source: RefSeq, a predicted model, not a curated record